CACGAGUCAAUUCAGUGCAAGCUGGGCCCAGAUUUGAGAAUGACAGGGCCUGAUUUGUCAAUGGCUAUGCAGCGGGAAUGAGGACGCGUUUAAUUGAGAAGAUGCGCAUGUGGAGUGAAUGACGGCGACCUCACAGUAUCAAACUGAGGAACAGAUAGCCAGCAUGUUUAAUGGAUCAACGACAAGCUGAGAUGGAUGGCGUACAAGAGAGGAUGCAAGCAUGUGAUUGGCUGCAGCCUCACAGGAGUGGAUGCAAGCGGGAUGCAGGAGGAGAGGUGUCUGCCAGGAAGCUGGGGCGGAUGCAUCUGUCACUGACUUGAGCGCAACUUGCUGAGGAAAACAUGUUUGGAUCUCACUUUUGACUCUCCUCCACCUCCUCAAUUCUCUGCAUCACCUAUGGAGUGAGCUGCUUUUUAAAUGUUUUUCUUCUUAUAAAUGUGCGUCCCGGCAGUGGAUCGCCACCAUGGAUUCCCCCGCUGCCGCUGCUGCGCCUCUGGAAUGAUGUGACCGCCCCGUUUCCAAAGCGGGGUGAAGAUGCCGGUGAUGAAGGGGCUGCUGGCCCCUCAGAACACCUUCCUGGACAACAUCGCCACUCGCUUUGAUGGCACCCACAGUAACUUCCUGUUAGGCAACGCUCAGGGCCACCGUGGCUACCCGAUCGUCUACUGCUCGGACGGCUUCUGCGAGCUGACUGGCUUCACGAGGACCGAGGUGAUGCAGAAGAACUGCAGCUGCCGCUUCCUGUACGGCGCCGACACCAGCGAGCACGUGGCCCAGCAGAUGGAGAAGGCUCUCGAGAGCCGAGAGGAGUACCAGGCCGAUGUCCACUUCUACAGGAAGAAUGGUGUAGCCUUCUGGUGCCUGUUGGACAUUGUGCCCAUAAAGAACGAGAAGGGGGAGAUGGUUCUCUUCCUCUUCUCGUUCAAGGACAUCACAGACAGCCACGGGAAAAGCCAUCAUAACAGCAGGAGGGAAGAAUUCAGCUCAGGCCAUGUUUCAGAGGACAAGCGGCGCAGGCGGAAGGGCAGCUCUCACCUGAGCGAGGCCAGAAAGCGAGGGCGCAACAUGUUGUACCAGCUCACCAACCACUUCUCCAGGGGAAGCAAAGGGGAGGUCAAUCUGGGCAGUAGCAUGAUUGACAGGCCCUCAGUGCCAGAGUACAAGGUGGCGGCGGUCCAGAAGUCCCGCUUCAUCCUGCUGCACUACAGUGUGUCCAAAGCGCUGUGGGACUGGCUCAUCCUCUUGGCCACCUUCUACGUGGCCGUCACUGUGCCCUACAACGUCAGCUUCACACCAUACCACGACACAUUGACGGCGGCGCGCUCCACCAUUGUCAGCGACAUCGCGGUGGAAAUGCUCUUCAUCAUCGAUAUCAUCCUAAAUUUCCGUACUACCUUUGUGAGCCAGUCGGGCCAGGUGGUGUACCAGUCGCGCUCCAUUUGCAUUCACUACGCCACUACUUGGUUCUUUGUGGACUUGGUGGCCGCUCUGCCCUUUGACCUGUUGUAUGCCUUCAACAUCACAGUGGUCAGUCGUCUUCAACCAGUACUGCAAGUGGAGAAAAUGUGCAGGAUGGAUAAAAGUAAAUGUCCGCUUCUCCCAAAACAGACCUCGCUGGUCCACUUGCUCAAGACCGUGCGUCUGCUGAGGCUCCUGCGCCUGCUCCAGAAACUGGACCGCUACUCGCAGUACAGUGCCAUGGUGCUGACCCUGCUCAUGUCUGUGUUCGCCCUGCUGGCGCACUGGAUGGCCUGCAUCUGGUACAUGAUUGGACGCAAGGAGAUCGAGACCAGCGACUCCUGGGACAUAGGAUGGCUACAUGAGCUCGGCAAACGUCUGGAGAUGCCCUACGUCAACAAUACGGUUGGCGGCCCGUCGGUGCGCAGCUCGUACAUCGCCGCCCUCUACUUCACCCUCAGCAGCCUGACCAGUGUGGGCUUUGGAAACGUGUGCGCCAACACGGACGCCGAGAAGAUCUUCUCCAUCUGCACCAUGCUUAUCGGCGCGUUAAUGCACGCCUUGGUCUUUGGGAACGUGACGGCCAUCAUCCAGAGGAUGUAUUCACGGCGCUCCCUCUACCACACACGCAUGAAGGACCUGAAGGACUUCAUCCGCGUCCAUGGACUGCCUCAGCAGCUCAAACAGCGCAUGCUUGAAUACUUCCAGACAACGUGGUCGGUCAACAAUGGAAUAGAUGCCAACGAGCUCCUCCACGACUUCCCCGACGAGCUGCGGGCCGACAUAGCCAUGCAUCUGAACAAAGACAUCCUGCAGCUGCCCGUCUUUAAGGGCGCCAGCCGAGGGUGCCUGCGCUCGCUCUCCCUCCACAUCAAAACCUCCUUCUGCGUCCCUGGGGAGUACCUGAUCCGCCAGGGUGACGCGCUACACGCCAACUACUUUGUCUGCUCGGGUUCCUUGGAGGUGCUGAAGGACGGCAUGGUGCUGGCCAUACUGGGGAAAGGAGACCUGAUAGGGUCUGACCUUCCUGCAACCGAUCAGGUGAUCAAGACAAACGCUGACGUGAAGGCCUUGACCUACUGUGACCUCCAAUACAUCAGUGUGCGUGGGCUGCGGGAAGUGCUGGACCUCUACCCCGAGUAUGCCAGCGUCUUUGCCUCCGACAUUCACAACAAUCUGACCUACAACCUCCGGGAGGGCAGCCAAGAUGAGGGUCUCAGCAGGUUUUCAAGGUCGCCCAGGAUCCCCCAUGAGCCCAGACUGACUCCUGUCGUGGAAACCAAAAGCGAGGAUCUUGACGACUCGUUCCACCUCUCUCCGGCCACCCGCUCCCGCCGUAACCUCCUGUUGCCCAGCUUGAGCAGCCCCGUCCGUCGGACAUCUCUGGGCAACCUCCUCGGCGACGAGCUGCGUCAAUUCAACGCCCUGCGACGCUGCCGCUCACCGAACCUGAGCCGCGGCUUCCAUGGUCAGAGCGCGUCACCUCAGCCGCCUCCGAAAAGAGAGCAUGUCGUCUCUCCAGCAGCGUCCACGUCCUCCCAGGGUGAGAUGGGGAUGGACCAGAAACCAUCGAAGCUGCUUAUCCCGACUGUCACCUGUUUUGGACCCCCGGAUCUUAGUCCCAGGGUUGUGGACGGCAUUGAGGACAAUGGACACGCAUUCCAUUUCAAUGUGGAGCACACCGGGCCCAAAGCCAGAACAGGAAGCAGCAGCAGCGGCAGCACCCAAGAUUCCACGAGGGUGAAUUCUCAUCUACUUCUGGAGACCGAGGAGGUCCGGCAGAGCAUCAGCAAACUCCACCAAAAGAUGGGCACGUUAAACCAGGAAAUAUCGGAGCUCACCAAGGGCCUGCAGCACAUGAUGCAUCUCCUCCAAGCCCACGUGUCCUCCACACAUCAGUACUCAUACCAUCAUAUCCACCAAAUGGUGCCCAACCCCUCCAGGGCGUCAGCCUUCAACGUGGGCAGCCAUGACAGCCACAGCAUACCAAGUGUGCCCCCUUGUGGCCACUGGAGCCACCACACCUCCACUCCUCAUCCAGGGUUACCCCAGCAUCAUAGCUCCAGGUUGGCCACGCCCUCAUGGACCGGGUCCUCUCUUAUUAACAGCAGACGAGGCUUCCAGAGUGACAGCCCAGGCCUGGUACCUCACUCUGGACAUGCGGACCCCCUCGGCAGACCUCUCAGUGCGAGCCCGACCACCAUCAGUCAGUCUCAGCCCACUUUGUGCCUGCAGCCCCCCGUCGAUGGCGACAAACGUGUUUGUUUUCGUACGGGCUCAUCCACAGACAGCCUGCUGGCUCCGUCCACCACUUCUUCUUACCCUCUUCUCAACCUGCACACACAUUCCCAUCUCAGUUCAGCCCAAACCUCACAUGAGGACACGCAAACGGAUGUCUCUCGUCCCCCUUUACCCCCAGAUUCUACGCCCGCUUGCCUACUGGGGAUCAGCAGGGAUGGUGGGUCCUUGCCAAGGUCCAGCAUCGGUGUCCAGACACAGGAAUCACCGAGCAGUCCAGGUGUCUGGACAUCAUAGAUUAAAGUUUGAAGCUUGUAACAGUGUUUAAAACAACCUGCAGGGUCCCUUAAGCCCACUUACUGUAAGUCCCCCAAGAUCUCAUGUUUGUCCAACUUCAUUUAGUAUUAGGGCCACACAAAGACAAAAUACCACUACCAGGAGAAUAUUGUCAUAAUUACCACAUGAAAAAAGGAAUUUGAUGACAAUAAAAUAGUAAUAUUAUGAGGGAAACAACUACAUAGUUUUACAAGAGUAAAGGCAUUAAAAAAAAAUUGAGUAAUUAUUUUGAGAAUAAAGUCGUAAUAUUUUGAAAAAAAAUAAUUAAGUGGUGUUUCAAGAAAAGAGUGUUCGUUUUAAAAUAGAGUUGUUAAAAUAAAGUUGUGAUAUUGUGUGAGUAAAGUUGUAAUAUGUGGGGAAAAAAAGACUUACAAGAAUUACAGCAUCAUUUUGCAGCAAUAAUGUUGCAGUCAUAUAAGAAUACUAAUAAGAAGAAAAUAAAAUUUUCCUCAGCCACCAUCUUAUCGUGGUGGAGGAGAUUGGUAGGGUCACCCAUGACAAGCAGGUCCUAAGGGAGGGACCAGACAAAGAGUGGCUCAUCAGACCCUAAUGAUGAGAAAUAACGUUGGACCUAUAUUUCCCUCACCCGAACGUGGGUCACCGGGGCCCCCCUCUGGAGCCAGGCCUGGAGGUGGGGCACGAUGGCGAGCAUCGGGUGGCCGGGCAUUGCCGGAAGAGGUAACAUGGGUCCCCCCUCCGAUGAGCUCACCACUCAUGGGCCAAAAAAGUCGGGUGCAAAGGAAGCUAAGCGGUGGUCGAAGGCGGGAACCUUGGCGGUCCGACUCUCGGGUGCAGAAGCUAGCUCACAUGUGGAAUGUCACCUCUCUGGUGAGGAAGUAGCCUGAGCUGGUGCGUGAGGUGGAGAAGUUCUGGCUAGAUGUAGUCGAACUCACCUCGACACACAGAAAGGGCUCUGGGACCAGUCCUCAGGGGUGGCAAUUUUUGUUGUCCCCCUGCUCAGGGCCUGUACGUUGGCGUUUAACCCGGUGAACGAGAGGGUAGUUUCCCGCCGCCUUUGGGUGGAGAGACGGGUCCUGACGGUUGCUUGCACUUACGCACCAAACAGCGCUUCAGAAUACCCACCCUUUAUGGAGUCCUUAGAGGGAGUACUGGAGAGUGCUCCCUUGGGGGAUUCCUUUGUUCUGCGGGGGGACUUCAGCGCUCAUGUUGGGAGCGACAGUGAGACCUGGACAGGCGUGAUUGGGAGGAACAGCCCUCCUGAUCUGAACCCAAGCGGUGUUUUGUUAUUGGGCUUCUGUGCUCGUCAGAGAUUGUCCAUAAUGAACACCAUGUUCAGUUCAAGCAAAAGGGUGUCCACAUGUGAAUUUGGCACCAGGAUAACUUGGGCGCAGUUCGAUGAUUGACUUUGUGGUUGUGUCGUCAGACUUGCAGCCACAUGUUUUGGACGCUCGGUUGAAGAGAGGGGUGGAGCUGUCAACCAAUCACCACAAGGUGGUGAGUUGGCUCCGAUGGUGGGGGAGGAUGCCGGUCAGAUGUGGUAGGCCCAAACACGUUGUAAGAGUCUGCUGGGAAUGUCUGGCAGAGUCCCUGUCAGAGGGAGUUUUAACUCCCUCUGAGAGCAGUAUGACCAUGUUGACUGGGCCAUGUUCCGUGCCUCCAUUGUCAAGAUGGCUGAUUGGGGCUGUGGCCGUGAGGUGGUCGAUGCCUGUCGUGACAGUAAUCACAUAACCCAUUGGUGGACACCACUGGUGCGGGAUGCCGUCAAGCUGAGAAAGGAGUCCUAUUGGGCUGUAGCUGACAGGUACCCCAAGGGCCAAGCAGUCUGUGGCUCUGGCGGUUGCUGAGGCAAAAACUCGGACAUGGGAGGAGUUCAGAGAAGCCAUGGAGAACGACUUAUGGACGGCUUUGAGGAGAUUCUGGACCACCAUCUGCCAUCUUCCAUGAGAGGGAAGCACUGCACAGUCAACACCAUGUACGGUGGGGAGGGUGGUGAGAUGUUGUGGAACGGUGGAAGGAAUACUUCAAAGACCUCCUCAAUCCCACCGACAUGUCUUCCAAUGAGAAAGCAGUGUAUGGGGACUCCACGGGAGUCCACUCCACUCUCUGGGGCUGAGGUUGCUGAGUUAGCCAAAAAGCCCCUUGGUGGCAGGGGCCAAGGCGUGGAUGAGAUCCGCCCGUAGUUCCUGAAGGCUGUGGAUGCUGUGGGCGUGUCUUGGUUGACACGACUCUGCAGCAUGAUUUGAACAAAUUGUUUGACUGGGGCGUUGCCUCUGGCUUUGCAGAGCGAGGUGGUGGUCCCCCUUUUUAAGAAGGUGGACCGGAGGUUGUGUACCAACUAUCGUGGGAUCACACUUCUUAGCCUUCCUAGUAAGGUCUUGGAGAAGGCAUUCAACUGUGUUCCUUGAGGAAUUCUGCGGGGAGUGCUCAGAGAAUAUGGGGUACCGGACCACCUAUAGUAAUUCAGGCUGUUUGUUCCCUGUAUGACCGGUGUCAGAGUUUGGUUUGCUAGCAAUAAGUCAGACCCGUUUCCAGUGAGGGUUUGACUCCGCCAGGGCUGCCCUUUGUCACCGAUUGUGGUCAUUACUUUUAUGGAAAGAAUUUCUAGGCACAGCCAGGGCGUUGAGGGGUUCCAGUUUGAUGGGCAGGAUUGGGUGUCUCCUUUUUAUAGAUGAUGUGGUCCUGCUGGCUUAAUCAAGCCGUGACCUUCAACUCUCACUGGAUCAGUUUGCAGCCGAGUGUGAAGCGGCUGGGAUGAUAAUCCGCACCUCCAAGUCAGAGUCCAUGGUUCUCGCUCGGAAAAGGGUGUCAUCUGCAGGUCGGGAAUGAAAUCCUGCCCAAGUAGAGGAGUUUAAGUACCUCGGGGUCUUGUUCACGAGUGAGGGAAGGAUGGAACGCAAGAUCGAUAGGCAGAUUGGUGCAGCGUCUGCAGUGAUGCAGACUCUGCAUCGGUCUGUUGUGGUGAAGAGGGAGCUGAGCCGAAAGGCAAAGCUCUCAGUUUAGCUGUCCUUUAGAGAUAGGAUAAAAAGCACUGUCAUCCGGGAGAAACUCGGAGUAGAACCGCUGCUCCUCCGCAUUCAGGUCAGGAUGCUUCCCAGACACCUUCCUGGGGAGGUGUUCAGGGCACGUCCGACUGGUAGGAGGCUUUGGGGAAGACCCAGGACACGUUGGAGAGACUGUCUCUCAGCUGGCCUGGGAAUGCCUCGAGAUCCGCCAGGAGGAGCUGGACGAAGUAGCCGGGGACAGGGAAGUCUGGUCUUCCCUGCUUAGGCUGCUGCCUCUGCAACCCGUCCUCAGAUAAAUGGAAGAAGAUGGAUGGAUGGGUGUUAAUUUUACCAGAAUAAAGACCCUGUAAUUUAAUGACAAUUAAGUAAUAAUAUUAAGAGAAAAUGUUGUAAUUUUACAAGAAUAAAGUCAUCAUUUUACAAGAAUAACAUUGCAGUAUUAUGAGAAAAAAUGAGAAUAAAGUGGUAAUAUUAAUACAAAAAUGUCAGAAUAUAAUAAGAAAAAAGCAAUUUACAAGAAUUAAAUCAUAAUUUUUCAAAAGUCAACUGGUGGUAUUGUGGAAAAAAAACUAAUAAAAAGUAAUUUUUAAAAAAAAGAAAAAAGAUGCCAUUUUAAAGAAUAAAGUCAGAAUAUGAUGAGGGGGAAAAAAAUAAUAAUUUUCCAAAAAAUAAAGUCAUAAUUUUACAAUAAUUAGGUGAUAGUUUUACAUGAGUAAAGUUGUGUUGUUGUGAGAAAUACCUAAUUAUUUUCCCAGAAUAAGGCAAUUAAGAGAAGAAAGGUUGUCAUUUUACAAGAAUAAAGUCUAAAUAUUACGGACAAAAAAUACAUUUAGAAUUAAGUCAUAAUUUUAAAAGAAUAACGUAGCAUUAUGAAAACACUUUUAUUUUCUGAUAAUUACAUAAUAUUAAGAGAAAAAAAGUAAUUUAUACAAGAAUAAAUUCAAAAUAUUAUAAGAAAAAACAAAUAAUUUUACAAAAAUAAAGUUAUGAGAAAAGCCUCCCAAUUUUACAAAAAGAACAUAAAGUGGUAAGAUUAACAGAAGAUUGAUAGAAAUAUGUUUAUACACAAAUAUUACAAAUAUCUGAAUAUUAUGAGGAAAAAAAGAAAUAAUUUCACAAGAAUAAAGUCAUAAUUUGACAUAAAUAACGUUGUAAUAUUAUGUGAAAAGUCAUCAUCGUAAGAGAAUAAAGUCUUAGUAUUAUUUUUUUUCACUAUAAUUCAUAUUUUAUUCCCAUAACAUUAUGACAAUUUUCUAUAAAAUGUAAUUUAUUCUUUUAAUAUUCCAAAUUAUUUCUUUUUAAAAUACUUUUUCUGGUAAUAAAACAGCUUUGUUCUUCUUGUAAUUUUUUUUUAAUGGAAAAACUGAUUUUCUCAUAAUAACAUAUUUUUUCUUCUGAGUGUGGGCCUAAUACUCACUUUGAGUUUUUUUACCAUGACUAUGCAAAGGCAUGUUGGGUUUUUUUGUGCAUUAUCUCAGCAUUUACUGAUGUGUAUCUAAACUAUAGUAUAGUUUCUUCCAGCUCGUGAUGCGUGUUAUUUACUUUGCAUGGUAAAAUAUUAUUUUUCCUAAGGAAAAGGUUUGUAACAUCAAUGUGUAAAGCAUUCUACAUGACAAACUAAGGUAAUUGUGUAUUUCUACAAUGCUGGGGGCGUUUUUGGAUGAAGGCAACACAUGUAGAUGUUUUUCUUUCAUGGCUUAUUUGUAAGUGACUGACUCGUGAAUACGAUAAAACCCACCAAGUCAAAUUGUAUAAGAAAGUAUAAAAAAAAUCCCUUUAAUUUACAAAACUCUGAAUGCCUCGUUUUGUAAGGAAAAUAAAGAAAGUGCUGCUGUCAUAUACAAUAAUGGAAAAAAUGGUUAGACCACCCUUGUUUCUUCAGUUGACUGAUCCAUUGUAAUGCCUGCUACAACUAAAGGUACAUUUGUUUGGACCAAUAUAACGAUGAUAACAAAUAUAGCUCAUAAGAGUUGAAUGUAAGAGCUGAUAUCUAGCAACUUCCAUGGUUUUCUUGAUAAUAACCUAAAUCACUUAAGUUCUUACAUGAAUAGCUAUAGCAUUGUACUGCCAAAAAUGUAACCCUUAUGAGCUAUUUUUGUUGUCAUUGUUAUAUUUGUCCAAACAAAGGUACCUUUAGUUGUAUCAGGCAUUACAAUGAACAAGAAACUGAAGAAACAAGGAUGGUCUAAUCAUUUUUUCCAUGACUGUAGUGUGCUUUCGUGGGAAAAGCUUGUAGAACUCUCAAGUGACGAAACAUGCAAUCUGUGAUUGCACUUUAUCCCUUUUUAAGAGCAAUACUCUCACCACUGACUCUCAAGCUGAUUAUAUAAGCCAACAUUUUAUCUAUUUGUUGCCUAAAUCUGUGUUGUUUGACUUACUGAAGCAGCAGGCACAUCAACAUCAGCGUGGUUCUUUUUGUUGCCAAAAUGCAAUAUCAAAUGUAAUGCCUGUGGUUAUUCUCAUUCAUCCAGGUCAUCGGAUUCUCAGGGCAUUCAGUCGAUCGCAACUGGACUGUUGUCUAAGAAGACGUUUUGCCUCUCAUCCGAGCAGGCUUCAUCAGCUAAUGCUCAAAGACUCGGUGGGACACACACCAGUCAGACUAGAUAGGACAGCUCUGGCCUGAAUGUGGCGCAAGAUCCAGUGUAUUUAUCUUCUAAAGGAGGGUGCAUGUCCAGAGAAGAAUACUUUCGCUCCCUUGUGGUGUCAAAUAACGGCCGUUGGGCCCACCAGAUGUAAUGACGGGCAUGGAUCCACCAGAAACAAAGGUGGCUGCGCCUUGUUUAUUUGUUAGACUGCUAAAUGAUUGAAUCUUUUAGGAAGGGAUGAAAAGACAGCAUUGUUUGUGGGGGAAAAGGUGAUGACACAGGAAUGAUACACAGAAAAAUUAUAAGAUAACGUAACAAUGUGGUAAUAUAAUUGUCAAAGUUUUGUCACUAUGAAUAAUCAAUAUAACAAACACAAUAAAUAAUCAUCAGUAUAAAUAGACAUUACAGAACAUGGUUGUAAUAAUAGGUGAGUACAGACAAUAAACUCACAGGAAUGAAGAGUUAGUAGUAAGUGUUGUAGUGAUUGGACAUAGCAUUUUGUACACAGUGGUUCAGGACUCUUCUUCCUUAUAUUUUGCAAACAUCAACUGCUGUUUCUUGAAAUCACUCAUUUGGUGCAUUGUUUGAGUCCCUUGUUCAAUCCGUUCCAUAAUUUGAUUCCACAUACUGAGAUGCUGUAGGCUUUUAGCGUUGUCCUCGCGUAUUAAGUGUUUUAAGAUUUAGUUUUUGCCUGAAGUCAUAUUUCUCCUCUUUUGUUGAAAAUAAUUGUAUGACAUUUUUGGGUAGCAGGUUAUUGUUUGAGAGCAGUAAAGAGAGAGUAUGGAGUGAUUUUUGGUUGAGGAUCAAUUUCAAUUUAUUCAAUAUUGGAUAUGUACAAUCAAAUACAAAUAGAUGGAGUGAAUAUUGAAUGAGUGAAAGAAAAUAUAUUUCUGGGAAUUAUAAUAGACGAAAAAACGAGUUGGAAAUCUCAUAUCAAAAAUAUAAAUACAGUCAAACCUGUCUUAGCGGCCACCUUUAUAGAACAGAUAACAGAUAUAGCAGCCACUGAAAAAUCCCCCGCAGCAAAUUUACAUGUUAUAGACCCUGUGUAUAGCAGUCACCUGUCCAACGCGGCCAGCGGCCACCCAUUUUGUCUCCCUUGGUCAAUAUCUGACCGCAUAUAGCGGCCAAAUUACCGACUCAAGUAGAAGCUUCAUGCACGAAAAAGUUUUGUUUUUCAAUCAAUGAAGCCGUCGUGUGUAGACUUUAAUUACUGAGUCCUAGCUCAGUCACAAUCAUUCACAAGAUCCACACAAACUGUCAGUUGUUCCACAUAAAAAAGCCGUCUUCUUUUGAGCUUGCUAUUUCCUGGUCAAACAUGUAACUUUAAGAGCAUUUGCACCAAAACAUUACCGCAAAGUAGGCUGGGAACAGGACGUGCUCCCAGCGACGCUACAAUAACAAAAAAAAUAUGCUAGCAUGCAUGCGGCAGCGGGAGAAAAACUAAGCUCGGUUGUACUUGAAGUAUUUUAGAAUGUACUCACGUUAUUUUUCAGCAAUCCUCAUCCACAAAUCCAUCAAAGUCCUCAUCUUCUGUAUUCGACACAAAAAAAGCCGUCUUCUUUUCCGUUCGCUACUAGUCUGUUAACUUGUCAGUGUUAUUCAGCUCCGAAGCAAAGAAGGAAACUUCUCCUGUUGCUUCUGCCAACUUUAUUUAUUGAACGCGGCCACCAGACAGCAGCUCAGAACACACACACAUCUCUCAGCAUCGUCUCUCCUUCCUGCUUGCCCACAAGGCAAAGGUUAAACAAGCCCCACUACAUAGCUGUCCAGCCAAUGCCUGUAAGAAAUGACACCGUUUAUUUCCUGGUGUGCACUGGUCAAUACUGUAAUGCCGCUUGUUGUGGGGAAGGAGAGACUCACGUCGCCGAUGCACUUUAAUGGCUUUAUUAACAGCGGAGAACACUGCAGGACUUUACAUCCACACCAACAUAAACACACUUCCCAAAUUUCUCCAAACUCACAGCUAGCACUGAGCCUAGCUCUCCUGCUCGGGACGCCCACCGUCACUUCCCGUCACUUCCUGAUGAACUAAAGCUGUAAUGACACUCUGCCGUAUAAAAAGUAAAAUAUUAAAAACAAGCGUUACAGUAGACAUUACCAACACAGCUUUGUUCUGUGGGUCGUGGAUAUAUUCUAUCAGUUAUUAUUAAGCCUCUAGCUUCCUUUUAGUAAGUAAAAACCUUGGCUAUGAUUGCACUACAUUGUCAUGUAGACCUACAAAGUACACUUGGAAGAACAAGAGGUGAAUAAAUGUAUUGCAACUGAUGUGAAACUGAUGAGGGGUAGGAUUAAAUAAGCUUUGCUUCUUCCUACUCCUUUUUGGACAUGCAAAAUUGUGAAUUGUACUAUGUGAUGUGCUACUGUUUGACUCAUAUGCAUGUUCAGGAUUAAAACCAUGAACCAUGAUAAUAACAAGCCUAGUAGUGCUGUACAACUUUUAUCCGCAGUCCGCAGUGCCCUCUACUGGUCAACAUUAUUAUUAUUUUUUUUCUUUUUUUUCCUCUACUGGUCAACAUUCAAACUGGACGCCAAGCUGUCUAUAGAGGCCACCUGUCUAUAGCGGCCACUUUUGCAGACUCCCUCUAGUGGCCGCUAUAGACAAGUUUGACUGUACUUCAAUAUUGAGUAAAGCAAAAUUUGUUCUUCAUCAAAAAUCACUCUACACUCUUUACUGUUCGACCAUCGUUGGUAGGCAGAAGUCCAACAACCAUCAUUUGACAUUACAUAAGAGCUAAACCAUUCCUGUCUCGACCUACCUCCUCCUUUAGAUAAAUACACCGUAUCUUGCACCACGUUCUCAGAAUAGAGCUGUCCUAUCUAGUCUGACUGGUGUGUGUCCCACCUAGUCUUUGAGCAUGAACUAGACUAGAGCUGUCCUAUCUAGUCUGACUGGUGUGUGUCCCACCUCGUCUUUGAGCAUGAACUGAUGAAGCCUGCUUGGAUGAGAGGCGAAACGUCUUUUUAAACAACAGUCCAGUUGGGAUUGAUUGCAUGCCCCGAGAAUCAAAAGUAAUGGAGCAUAUAUUUUUAUGUUCUACAGGGAGAUUGAGAAUUGUUUAUUCGUCUAAUGAUGAGAUGAUGAAAAGUCACAACACUGCUGCACACGGUGGUUUCCCAUCAGUAACAAAGCUAAUGAUAACCUUGAUGUUGUGCAGUAAUGCUAACACAUUGAGUGAUAUAAAGAGGGAUCAGCUGAGGGCUACACAGGACGCAUUCAGACAAACAACAACAUCAAGGUAGGAUCUUCUCAUUUUUGGACAUUCAUGCAGAAAUAUGGCAUGCUUUCUUACCCUUUAAUGCUUUUAUGUCUGUAAACUUAUGUCAUCUAACAAGAUUGCUGUUCUGGUCCUUUUGGUUGUUUGUGAGGGUGACUUUAUGCUUGCUUUACAAUAAAAUAUAUCAUUUUGUUUUUUAUUCACCCCGGGGGACCAAAUGUGUACAUUGGAUUGUUUAAAUCUGUCAGAAAGGGACCGUUUUGGGACCUAAGGGUACAAAGAGUAAGGGUUUUGUUUUUUUUUGACAUUUUCAUUUGCUCUGAUAAUAUUAAUACAUCAAAAUCAAUGUUAUUAAUUAUUGACCUAGCCAAGGAACACAUCAGGGUUUCUUAUGACAAAAAGGGCAUAAAGAAUAUAAUUUGAAAGAUUAUAUCUAUAGGUACAUUGUUGAAAUGAUUUGAUGCUGUGAACAUGGAAAAGUAUAUAAAUUAGAUUUUAUCAGA
Dunckerocampus dactyliophorus (ringed pipefish) is the source of this 13301-nucleotide messenger RNA. RefSeq names its product potassium voltage-gated channel, subfamily H (eag-related), member 4b (gene kcnh4b). The coding region runs from base 535 to 3993 and encodes 1152 amino acids. Gene Ontology annotation, molecular function: voltage-gated potassium channel activity. The transcript is spliced from 17 exons. Gene Ontology annotation, biological process: potassium ion transmembrane transport; regulation of membrane potential. Gene Ontology annotation, cellular component: membrane. The record is from RefSeq and is a predicted model, not a curated record. Lineage: Eukaryota; Metazoa; Chordata; Actinopteri; Syngnathiformes; Syngnathidae.